CGAUGUGACGUAGUGUUGGAGGCGUUGGCCGGUCUGUGUCUGUUGAGGAGAACUUGAGACGGAGAAGACGUCCUUUGAAACCGGAUUUGACCAAGUCCCUACUUUGACUUGUUGUUUUUAUUUGUAUUACCACUAAGUCAUUUGCCUGAACUUGUCGAAAUGAUCAAAAACGGUCACCACGCCACCAACGACCAGCGGGAUGACGAUGGUUGCAGUAAGCCGGGUGGUUCAGUGUGCAGCCCGGAGAAAAGGAAGCGCGUUGUCCGGUUGUGGUGUGACGGCUGUUAUGACAUGGUGCACUACGGUCACUCCAACCAGCUGCGGCAGGCCAAAAACAUGGGAGAUUACCUCACAGUCGGAGUGCAUACAGAUGCUGAGAUUUCCAAGCACAAGGGUCCUCCGGUCUUCACUCAGGAAGAACGCUACAAGAUGGUACGGGCCAUCAAGUGGGUGGAUGAGAUAGUAGAGGGAGCACCUUACGUCACCACCCUGGAGACUCUGGACAAGUACAACUGUGACUUCUGUGUGCACGGAGAUGACAUCACGCUGACGGUAGACGGUAAGGACACAUAUGAAGAGGUGAAGCAUGCAGGCCGUUACCGGGAAUGUAAACGCACACAGGGUGUCUCCACCACUGACCUGGUGGGACGAAUGCUUCUCAUGACCAAAGCCCAUCACAGCAACAUGGACAACCCAGAUUACCAGCAGCAUACAGACAAUUUUGGGAAAGGUCCUAAAGGCCACAGUCCAUGGACAGGAGUGUCUCAGUUCCUCCAGACGUCCCAGAAGAUCAUCCAGUUUGCCUCAGGAAAGGAGCCUCAGCCUGAAGACACCAUCAUCUAUGUGGCCGGGGCAUUCGACCUCUUCCACAUCGGUCAUGUUGACUUUUUAGAGAUGGUCUAUAAGCAGGCGGAGAGGCCCUACGUCAUUGUCGGUUUGCACUUUGACCAGGAAGUGAAUCGGUACAAGGGGAAGAACUAUCCAAUCAUGAACAUCCAUGAAAGGACGCUGAGUGUACUAGCCUGUCGAUAUGUGUCAGAGGUGGUGAUUGGUGCACCCUAUGCAGUGGGCAAAGACCUGCUGGAUCAUUUUAGGGUGGACCUGGUGUGUCAUGGCAAGACGGAGGUGUUUCCAGACAAGGAUGGGUCAGACCCCUACGCUGAGCCUAAGAAGAGGGGAGUAUUCAGGACCAUCGAUAGUGGGAACAAUCUCACCACUGAUGACAUUGUCCAGAGGAUCAUCAAAAACAGGCUGCAGUUUGAAGCCAGGAACCAAAAGAAGGAGGCCAAGGAGAUGGCGGUGAUCGAGGCGAUGAAGAAGAGAGAGCAGCAGGAUCAGAGUGAAGCUGCAGCCCAGGCUGCUCACUAGUGAGACCUCAGACCUGGUUGUGUGUCUGAUUUACUCAUCCUGGUACACUCAGCUUUAAGAGGGUGGACUCAACGGACACAGGCGGACGGUCCAUGUUGUCCUAAACUGGGCCUGGCUGGGUGAAACGACGCGGGAGGGGGGGCCAGUCGGUCUCAGCUAGUCCACUGUUGUUAGCUUCUCUCUGUCUCAUCUAUACAGACUAUUCCAGCCUAAUGGGAUUAGAAUAGAUCUGCCUUGGCAAGAACACAAAGAAUCCAAACACAUACUGCUAUUUAACCUGCAAAGUCCCUUUUAAACCUGUCGUCCUCCACACAGAACUUUUAUCAGAACAGUUAUCUUUUGUCAUGUAUUGCUUUUGUCCAUGAAAUCACACACUACGUGCUCCUGUAUGUGUCAAAGUGGUAUGUUAAGUUUGUAAUUAUCCAUAACUUAUUGACAAAAUUUUAACGUCAUUGUCAGUUCUGUUUUUAGAUUUUAAACCAUAUUAGUUUUUAAUGAUCAGUCUUAGAAGUGUCAUCAGUAAACUUGAAUGUGAUCUAUUUUUAAUACACUUAGAAAAUGUAGAUUUAUUUUAAUCUCUGAAAGUCACUAUGUUUUUAUCCAUCCUGAAAAAAACAUUAUUACUAGGUUAAAUGAUCUGUGAAGUAGUCUUUUGGUUUUAACUACCUGAAUUUGCACCGAGUGAGUGUCUGUGUGUGAGAGAGAAAGAGAGUGAGUUUAGUGAGUGUUUGUGCGCCUGUUAAUGACAGUAGUGCCUCAUUCCUAAAGGUAUAACUAAUGUAAGGGCUGUGACUAUCACAAAAUUCUAAACUAAAGCUGUCUGUAAAGUUGUCCUUUCCUCAGUCUACUUCCAAGAAAUGAAUGUCAUCUUUUCUCCUUCUUUUCAAGACAAUCCAAGAACCCAAUAUCACUGUCAAGCUGCAAACAUUUGUAGAUUAAGAUAAGAUAAGAUAAACUUUAUUGAUCCCACACUGGAGAAAUUCACUUGUUACAACAGCUCAAGAGUCAAAAAUAGAGGAAAAGAGUGAUUGAGUAAUAAAUAAAAAUAUUAAUAAAUAAUAAAAAUAAAAGCUAGAUUGUUGAAGGUUACUUCUGUUGCUUUUCCUGUUAUGGGGCAUAUUACCUGGAGGUGAAGUGUUAAUGGUGCAAGACUGUGUGUGUUUUUAAAGUGAGUCUCUGGGUUGGAAGGUGGGAUGGUGAAAGGCUGAGAAAUAAAUACAUUUCUAAAUAUUAAAUGGUGGGGAUUUUCACAACCUUUCAAUCAUUAUAUUGCAAUGUGUACAUUUCCCUUUUAAUAAAUAAAUAGGUAAUGUGGCAGUGUCA
Molecule: messenger RNA, 2691 nt
Organism: Siniperca chuatsi (mandarin fish)
Lineage: Eukaryota; Metazoa; Chordata; Actinopteri; Centrarchiformes; Sinipercidae
Gene: pcyt2
Product: phosphate cytidylyltransferase 2, ethanolamine
Exons: 12
Coding region: 160-1368 (402 amino acids)
Biological process (GO): phosphatidylethanolamine biosynthetic process
Cellular component (GO): cytoplasm
Molecular function (GO): ethanolamine-phosphate cytidylyltransferase activity
Source: RefSeq, a predicted model, not a curated record